CGGCAGGGGGCGCUGUGGGGGCGCGCGCGUGCGCGGGAGCGGUGCCGCGAUGGCGGCGCUGCUGGAGCACGAGAGCCAGAUCUUCCUGGAGCUGUUCCACCGCGACGGGCUCGCCGUGUGCGCCCGCGGGCUGGGCAUCGACCGCCUGCUGCUGCGCUUCCUGCGCCUCUACUGCGAGCCCGCCAGCCUCGUGCUCGUGCUCAACACCAGCCCCGCCGAGGAGGAGUAUUUUAUUGAUCAGCUGAGGUCAGAUGGAGUUGUUCAUCUCCCUCGACGGGUUACCAAUGAAGUUGCAAAUAAUACUCGAUAUGAAUUUUAUACACAAGGAGGAGUGAUCUUUGCAACAAGCCGGAUCCUUGUGGUAGAUUUCCUCACUGACAGAAUUCCUGCCAACCUCAUUACCGGCAUUUUGGUGUACAAAGCACACAGAAUCAUUGAGUCCUGUCAGGAAGCAUUCAUCCUGCGGCUUUAUCGCCAGAAGAACAAGCAAGGCUUCAUUAAAGCUUUCACAGACAAUGCAGUUGCAUUUAACACUGGCUUUUGUCACGUGGAAAGAGUGAUGAAAAAUCUUUUUGUUGGGAAGCUUUAUCUGUGGCCAAGAUUUCAUAUAGCAGUGCACUCCUUUUUAGAGAAGCAUAAACCUGAAGUGGUGGAAAUACACGUGGCCAUGACCCCUGCUAUGCUUGCUAUCCAGACUGCAAUCCUGGACAUUCUGAACGCGUGUCUGAGGGAACUCAAGCGUUACAACCCAGCUCUGGAAGUAGAGGAUCUGUCUUUAGAGAAUGCUAUUGCUAAACCUUUUGACAAGACAAUACGUCACUAUUUAGAUCCUCUCUGGCACCAGCUUGGAGCUAAGACAAAGUCUCUGGUCCAGGAUUUGAAGAUCCUACGUACUUUGCUGCUGUAUCUAACCCAGUAUGAUUGUGUGACUUUCCUUAAUCUCCUGGAGUCACUGAAAGCAACUGAAAAAGCUUUUGGUGAGAAUUCAGGCUGGCUGUUCCUUGACUCCAGUACCUCAAUGUUUGUGAAUGCUCGAGCUCGAGUUUAUCGCAUUGCAGAUGAGAAACUGAAUCAGAAAGGCAAAGCCUCAGGCUCUGAAAAACGUGAUGUAAAAAAGGAAAACGAACUUAAAAGGGAAUUGGUUCUAGAAAGUAACCCGAAAUGGGAAGCUUUGAGAGAAGUACUGAAAGAGAUUGAAGAUGAGAAUAAGAACAGUGACAACCUUGGUGGCCCAGGGCAAGUGCUCAUUUGUGCCAGUGAUGACCGAGCCUGUGCACAGCUCAGGGAGUAUAUUAUUGCUGGAGCAGAAGCUUUCCUAACAAGACUAUAUAACAAAACCUUUGGAAAGGACGAGAAAGCUGGAGAAGUGUGGAUUAAGGACAGAAAAGCCAUCAAGGCCAAAGGAAAUGCCAAACCAGACACAGGGCCUCAAGCCAAAAAAGCCAAACUAACAGCUUCUUCAAAACAAAAUAAACUCAAGAAACAGCAAGACCGGACUAUACUCCAGAUGAUAGGGAAAACUGAGGAGGAAAAGAGAGAGGAAGUCGAGGUGGAAGACAACGAAGAAUUAAGUGGUAGCCAAGAAAGCAACACUGAAGAGACCAUUCCUGAGGAUUUUGAUGUGAACCUGCCCUCAGACUGUUACUAUGGCAUUUUCAAGGACCCGCUGACCAUCAUCCACCCGCUGCAGGGGUGUGGGGACCCCUAUGCGCUCACUCGGGUGCUGCACGAGGUGGAGCCCAGAUACGUUGUGCUGUACGAUGCAGAACUCACUUUUGUUCGGCAGCUGGAGAUCUACAAGGCAAGCAGGCCUGGGAAGCCUUUGAGAGUUUAUUUCCUGAUAUAUGGGGGCUCCACAGAGGAGCAGCGCUACCUCACAGCUCUGAGGAAAGAGAAGGAGGCCUUUGAAAAACUCAUUCGAGAGAAGGCCAGCAUGGUUGUUCCUGAAGAAAGAGAAGGAAGAGAUGAAACAAACCUAGACCUCCUCAGAGACGCCAGACCUGCCUCUGUCUCUGCUGACACACGCAAAGCAGGGGGACAGGAGCAGAAGGGUGUUCAGCAAACCGUAAUCGUGGAUAUGCGGGAAUUCCGCAGUGAGCUUCCAUCUCUGAUCCACCGCCGCGGGAUCGACAUUGAGCCUGUGACCUUGGAAGUCGGGGAUUACAUUCUAACCCCUGACAUCUGUGUGGAGAGGAAGAGCACCAGCGACCUCAUCGGCUCCCUGAACAACGGCAGGCUGUACGCGCAGUGCGUGGCCAUGUGCCGUUACUACAAGCGGCCCGUUCUCCUCAUUGAAUUCGAUCCUAACAAACCCUUCUCCCUGAUCCCGCGAGGCUCUUUACAGCCAGAGAUUUCCAGCAAUGAUGUCACUUCUAAACUGACCCUCCUCACUCUGCACUUCCCAAAGUUACGAAUCCUGUGGUGCCCCUCUCCCCACGCUACUGCCGAGCUGUUUGAAGAGCUGAAACAAAACCGUCCCCAGCCCGACGCAGAAACAGCGAUGGCCGUCACCGCCGAUUCCGAAAUUCUCCCCGAGUCAGACAAGUACAACCCUGGGCCUCAGGACUUCCUGCUGAAAAUGCCAGGGGUUAAUACAAAAAACUGCCGUGCCUUAAUGACCCACGUUAAAAGCAUUGCAGAGCUGGUGACACUGUCCAAGGAUGAGCUGUCCAAGAUUUUGGGUAAUGCUGCCAAUGCCACACAACUCUUCGACUUCAUUCAUCUGACCUAUGCAGAGGCACUAGCCAAAGGAAAAAGCAAAAGAUGACUCAUGAGGUUGUUCAACAUGCAGCACAGAUAAGCUUUUAUGGCACAGUACUUUGGCAAAUACAUGAAAUAUUUUAAUAAAGGCUUCCUCUAAGGUAACCAGCUGUUUCUUGCUAAUGCUGUUUCAUCAGUUCUAACAUGUGAGUUAAUUAUUACUGAGGGCAAGUUUCAAGAGGAAAAAAUAUUUUUAAUAGAGAAAUGUGAUUUUUUUAAAUUCCUUUUAAAGCACUUUAACCAAUUCUGUAAUACCACUGAAUUAACUAAAUGAAGUUUUUCACCAAGACCAUAAGAAUUAAGUGCUAAGACUAACUGAUAAAGGCGUUUUCUUGUGAAAGUUAUGAUGCCUUGUUCAAGCUAAAAAUGUGCUGUGUUUUGGUUAGUCUGUGUGACCUGUUGCAUGAGACAACACUGCUCUUACCAUUUUUAAUGUCUCACUCUCUGGCAGCUGCCUGUUUUCAAUUGACAGUGAUGGAGCUAUUUGAAACACUUCUUGGUCUUUGCUCAGGAGUUUGUUCAGAAUAUACUGGGACUGAAUCCUGAGUUUUAGAACAUGACCAUAAGCUUUUGGCACAGUAAAAUCCAUGUAUGCUAUACUCUACAUUUGCUUGCUUACCUUACUACCAGUUACACUUUUACCAUUCCAAAGCUAGUACAGCUCUGCCUUGCUAGAUUUUGCAAAUUUUCCUUUGGUGUGACUGGGUAGAAAUUCUGUGGUGCCACAGUGCAACCUAAUUUCAAGUGUGCCUUACUUAUACUUUUAAGAGGCUUCAUUUUUUACUCAGUUUUGAUAGCUCUUUCACUUGAAAGUGAAAACUUUGGGUAUACCAUUGGCACUGUGCCUUUAUACCAAAGAAUAUUUCCUCUUGUAAAAUGCAGUUGUUUUCUAAGCAAGGUUUUCCAAAAAUGUUGAAAUUUCUUCCAAUAUUGGCUUCUUUUGUGUCCUAUUGCUCUUGUAUUUUUAUGUCUCAAAUCAAUUGUCUGCCAAUUAACUCAGUAAAGCCAUUGUCAUGUAGAAGAUAAUAAUUUUAGCAUUUUGUGUAGCAGAAAAGAGGGAAAAGUUUGUGAAGUGAAUGUGUGCAUUGUUAAAUUAUAUAUUGUACAUUGAACUUUGAUACAACAGUGUACCAAACUGCCUUUGCCAAAAGGGUUGGUCCAGUGUUAUUCCAUGCUAAUGUAUUUACAUUUGCUAUUUACAAAACGUAUAUCUAUUACUUGUACAUGUAUUUAUAUGAUUCUAAUAGGAACAACAGACCAAUAUUAUCUCCUUCGUGAAGGGAGAAAAUAUUUUUUGUGUCCAGUAAAAACUGUACUCUGCACUUUCAGGUAAAAUGUUUGUUGUGCAUUUUAAGUGUGCAUUAUGAAUUGCUAACUUUAAUCUAUGGCUGAGCUGUGACAAAUUUCAAAGGGAACAUUUUUCUGCAGAUGCAAAUUUUAGUAUUUAAUGCACCCAUAAUAAGAUUAAAAAUUGUUAAUUAUCUUGGUUUUCUUUUGGCUGUAUUGAUAGCAGAACAUUUUUAUUUUUAGUGUGUGGUUUACAAUCCAGAUCUUAGGGUUUCUAUUGCCCUAGAUUCUAGUUUAUUUGAGAAAUCUUUCCAUGAGACUUUUGCUUAUUCAGACUAUUGUUAUCAGGUGUGCAGAGUGUGGAGAAUGUUGUAAAGUGGUGCUAAGAGAAUUGAAAAUCAGAGGAAGAUCGAACUGUCCUGAGUGCAUGGCUUGUAGAGCCUGAUUCAGAAAAGGGCAGCUGAGCAGCCUUUGAGAACACACUUUGCUUGUGCACUGGGCAUUAGGGUGCUCCAUGAAAUGUGGGUUUGGGGUUUUCACAGAGCUCCUCAGCUCUUCAGUGAGAUCUGGAGUUUUUGCAUUGAUGUGUAUGGGGUGAAAAUGAAGGGUAUAGUAACAGGUGAUGAAGUUGUAGCUUUGUGUUGUAUGCUAGAUCAAAGUUACAUCAUGCAAUUAAAUAAUUAUUUGCUAAA
This is a messenger RNA of Prinia subflava (tawny-flanked prinia), 4739 nucleotides long. It is a transcript of the gene ERCC4, whose product is annotated as ERCC excision repair 4, endonuclease catalytic subunit. The transcript has 11 exons. Gene Ontology annotation, biological process: double-strand break repair via homologous recombination; nucleotide-excision repair involved in interstrand cross-link repair; resolution of meiotic recombination intermediates. Gene Ontology annotation, molecular function: single-stranded DNA binding; single-stranded DNA endonuclease activity; damaged DNA binding. Bases 50 to 2767 code for a protein of 905 amino acids. Lineage: Eukaryota; Metazoa; Chordata; Aves; Passeriformes; Cisticolidae. The record is from RefSeq and is a predicted model, not a curated record. Gene Ontology annotation, cellular component: nucleotide-excision repair factor 1 complex.